Linum trigynum is the source of this 3516-nucleotide messenger RNA. NCBI's taxonomy places the organism in Eukaryota, Viridiplantae, Streptophyta, Magnoliopsida, Malpighiales, Linaceae. The record is from the annotation of a GenBank genome assembly.
UAGACUGAUGGAGGAUGAAUUUCAGAAACUGGGACAAUGGAUUUGGUACCCUCAUGAACUUAUAAGUCCUUGAAGUUGACAUAUAUUUGUUCCACCAACAAGGGAUUUGAGCAAAACCCUCUAUUUGAUGCUAAAUUCCAUCCAUCCCCUAAAUCCGGAUCCAUGACUAGGCUGAGUUGAACCGAGUGGUUAUUUCCUAUUUGGAUCGAAUUGCUUGAGACAUUGAUCACUUUAUAGUUCAAUUCGAUUUCGAUUCCAUAAAUUUGCUGAAAAAUUUAAAAAAUAUGUACCAAAUUGAGCCAAUCAUGCUUUUGGCUGUCUCUGGUCCUCAUUUUUUCUUUAUUUGUAUCCGGUCAUUUGCUGGUGGACUGCAAUGUGUAACGUGUAUAUCCUUAGUAUUUGAAGUCUCUGUUCCUUGUUAUCAAUUUGCUUAUUUUUUAACCGAAGAACUUCCUUUGUUACCCCAGAUACCAACUGAUCAGACUGCAACCACGAGGCAUCAAUGAAAAUUGCAAGUGGCUAGAGAUGUUCGAAGACAUUGGGAUGAUCAUCUUUUGUGUCUCCUUGAGCGACUAUGACCAGGUCUCUUUCGACAUCAAUGGUUCUCCCACUAACAAGAUGAUGCAGAGCCGUAAGUUCUUCGAGACCAUCGUGACUCAUCCGACCUUCGAGCAGAUGGACGUCCUUUUGAUACUAAACAAGUUUGACGUAUUCGAGGAGAAAAUGGAGCGGGUUCCACUGACAGAAUGUGAGUGGUUCGACGAUUUCCAUCCCCUCAUAAGCCGCCAUCAUUCAAGCAGCAAAAGCCACAGCAGCAGCAACAUCAACCACAGCCCUUCGCUCGGCCAGCUGGGUUUCCACUACGUUGCUGUGAAGUUCAAGCGCCUUUACGCAUCGCUCACUGGUAGGAAGUUGUUCGUCUCCAUGGUCAAAGCUCUGGAGCCUGAUAGCGUCGACUCUAGUCUGAAGUACGCGAGGGAGAUCAUGAAGUGGGAUGACGAGAGACCCAACUUCAGCUUGAGUGAGUAUUCUAUCUACAGCACCGAAGCGAGUUCAUACUCUCCUUGAUCGAGCAUGUUUGGGAAUUGCUCGGCACACCUUUGUGUACAUAGAAUGUCCGUGUAAAUGAAGCAAGUGAAGGCCAGAUAUAUGAAAUGAAUGUACAAGCUCUCUCUUAUUAGGUACCACAAUACCAUGUUUGUUUGUUUUGAUUUGUUUGCCCUUACUAGAUCAUUACCAAAAUCCUUUUUGUCACAGAUUUGGAAGUGGAAAACAGUGAGUAAGUAUUCGAUUUUCGUGAUUUUAGUCGGUUUCAUCUGGUUGGCAGGGUUCAGUUCAUAUUGAUUUGUGAUUGUAAACCCUUGAUACAAGCUUAAAGUAGGUCUAAUGCAUACUUGCGCUUCAUCAUGUUAUCUGAGGCAUAAUAGCGAAACACAUUGGAUCAGAACGAAGUCGAGAAUAAUUUUGAUGCUAACACAUCAUUAGGCGGAGAGCGAACACGAACACAAAAUGAUGAUAAAUUUCUUAUAGAUGAACAUAUUUCUUAGAGGUAUUCUGGAUGACUCUAAGAUUGGUUGUGAAUUAUCAGAAUCAUAUACAAAUGUGUUAAACUUUCAUCAUCAAACUUAGGAUUCUCAUUUUUUUUAUUUUGACCUAAACCGUUCUAGACCGAACCGGUUAUGUACAUUCCAAUUGCCACCAAAUUUCAGCCCAUCUAACGGUUGGAGUGCUGCUCAACUCGUGGUGCAAGUGCAACUCGGUUGAAACUCGGGGUGUGCGUAUAUAUUCGGUCCUUCGUCCACAACUAUCUCUGAAGUCCGAACACAAACGGAGAGAGAGAAAAAAUGGCGUUGAGAGCAGCUUUGAUUCGUCACCUCCGGGUUCCCGUCCAAACCCUUUCUCCCGCCGGCCGAGUCUCUCAGCCGUCGGUGGCCAACAGCCUCUUCGGUUCCAUCCGGUUCAUGUCAUCGCACGACGACCAUCUCAGCAAGGAAGAUGUCGCCGACAGAGUCCUCUCCGUCGUCAAGAGCUUCCCUAAGGUCGAUCCGUCCAAGGUCCGUCUCUCCGUCGAUUACCUUUCUUUACCUCGCUGUCUUCUUCCAGAGUUCCGUAGAUCCAUUCCCUGCUUUCUUACACCUUGUCAUUUCGUUCGGAUUGGGAAUGUUUCGUUUCUGCCUCUCUAGGGUUUAUUGAUGUUUUAGAGACUGGCCAGAGUUCUGAAUGAAGUGAUCAAUUGUAGUCCAGUCAUCUGCCGUUGUAGAUCCAAUACAGUACGAUAAUCAAAAUGACCGGAGGAAGUGAAGUGAAUCUUCACUCUCCGAUUGGGCAAAUGUGAAAGACCCAAUUAGCAGAUGAACUAUGUUGGAAUAUCUCCUGGCCUCUCUUACCAUUAUGUGCCUGGCUUCAUUGAUUUGCCCUUGAGGAUUUUCUGGCAAGUUCUUAUGCUGGUUGACCUUGAUUGAAGCAAAUUUUUGUGUGAGGUUGCCUGGCAUAGAUGGAGAAGGCCUAAUUUACCCCAAACUAUUCACGCAAACACCAUUUGUGAAUAUCAAUAGAGAAGAGAUAUUUCAGACUCUAUGCUGAUGUCCAUGGGAGCUGAAAUGAGUUUUUAGCUCACUCUUCCUUAGGGUUUAUCUUAAAUUACCUUGCCUUGUGUAGCCUUGCAUUUGCUUGCUUUCAGUCCUGCAACACUCUAUAUCAUCGAUGUCAGAACGUCAGUUUGUAUGUCAGUGGCCAUGUAGCUUAAUCUAUCUGUAUUGUUGGGUGACAAGAGUUCUUAUUAUCUCUAGUCUCUUUAAGCUAUUUGUUUCUGCAAUGCAUAAACCGUGCUGUCAAUUAUUUCCUAGUAUUUGAUACACUUGGUGACAGUAGCUUUAUCUGCAAAUCAUUUGCGUGUGCAGGUGACUCCUGAUGUACAUUUCCAGAGUGAUCUAGGGCUGGACAGCUUGGACAAUGUCGAGAUUUUGAUGGCUUUGGAAGAGGAAUUCAAGCUGGAGAUUCCUGACAAGGAAGCUGACAAAAUCGAUUCCUGCAAACUCGCUAUCGAGUACAUUCAUAACCAUCCGAUGGCUAGUUGAAACUACACGAACCUGUGUUCAUGAGUUUUUUUGUUUUGUUUUGUUUUGUUACCGAUCUUUCCCAGUGGACAUCAGGACAUGUAUCAGGCUGUAUUCAUGUUUAGACUUUGCUGUCCCUGUGUUCAGCUCUGAAUUGGUUCUCCAAAAAAAUUUGGCAGAGAGAAUAAUCUGAAACUGGGUUUUUCAUAGGAGUAGAGCUUUGGGUUAUUGACUUGAUAGGCUUGUGUCUUUGGGUUACUGGUACGCGGUUGUAGUGGCGGUUCAUUCGCUAUUGUAUUGCCCAAAGUUCUAUUUUUUGCAUCUUGAAACUCUGCAUCUUCUUUCUUCCACUUCUAUGAAUGCAGUCCUCUCUCCAGUUUCGUAUUUGGAGCGAACAUUCGAUCAUGUAACAAUGCAACCGAUAUCUCUAGACAAUUCGGAGUAAAGUUUCGUUUCGUUC